This is a messenger RNA of Paramecium octaurelia, 1983 nucleotides long. NCBI's taxonomy places the organism in Eukaryota, Ciliophora, Oligohymenophorea, Peniculida, Parameciidae. The record is from the annotation of a GenBank genome assembly.
AUGCAAGGAAAAUCUCAGAGAGAAGUUGCUAGCCCAGUGGAUCUCAACUCAUCCUACAUUACUUAAUCUCAAAAUUAGGUUAUAUUUAAUGGAUUGACUCUAAAACCAAAUUCUCCGAGAACAGUUUUAGCAUGCCAGAAAUUAGGAAUAGAAAUGGGCAUUUUCCAAAUUAAGUAAUAAGUUGCCCCACUUAUCGUUUUAGAGAUCUCAACCAUUUUCGUGCGAAUGAUCAUAGCAAUGAUGAAAUAGUUCAAAUAAGAUAUGAGCAUUACAUUAAUAAAACUCAUUGUAAAAUUCAACAAUUAUUUUAGAACUAUUGAAUGAAAUAUUUUAGAAAAGAAAAGAAAUCAUACAAAAAAAUAGAUAACGCCAAUUAUAAUGCGCGUCGAUGGAGUCUCUCGAAAGAUCGGUUUCUCUUAAAUAAGGUUCUACUAUCGAUUAAUUAGAGUAUGUCAUUCUAGUUUAUUUAUUAUUCUAGACUGAAAAAAUAAAUGGAUUAUGCUUACAAUAAGACAUUAUAAUAUUUAUAAUAAUAGGAUUUAGUUGAGGGGUCCAUUCCAUAGUCUCUAGGGGAAUUUCAAGAUGUUGCAGAAUUAGAAGGAGGCCUCAAUAAAGAAUUGUCAAGAUAUAAUAAACAUAAAAUUCAGAAAAUAGUACUUAAAUUAAUUAUUUAAGAGAGAAGCUCAAAUUAAAUUAGAAGAAGACAAAAAGAGAGUUGAGUUACUAGAGAAAAUUCAGGAAAGAGAUUAAAGAAUAGUUCAAAUUAUGAUUAAAAAAUAAUAAGAAAUGAAAGAGAAAUAUAGUACGUCAAAGAAAGUUGAAAAUAGAAGAAUUGACACUCAGGAAAUGGAAAGCAAAUCUUAACCUAGAGAUAAUGAAGCACAAAAAAAUCUAUAGCAAUAAUAAUCGUAAAAGUAUAUCAAGUAUUAAGUGCUUACGAAAUCAGAAGUAAAAUGAUAUUUAAAGGGGAGGAUUAAAAAGAAAAGAAAAAAAGAGAAUAAGCUUUAUAGAGAAAGGAAGAAUUUGAAAAAUAAAUUGAUAUGGAAUGCCAAAUCCAAAUGGCUAAGAUAUAAUAAAAAUUAGAGAACAGUGGAAAAUUGCAAAAGGAAUUAAUUUAAAACAAAAUAGAAAAAAUAAAAGAGUAAAAUCAUAAGGAACAACAAAUUAUGAAACAACAAAAGUAACUUAAAGACAAGAUAUCACAAGAUCAAAUCAAUCAGCUAUUAGAAAAAAUGGUGCAAAAAGAAAAAGACUUUUAGAUUAACUAAAAAUCAAUUUAGAAUGUAGAAUAAGAAAAAAAAUUAGAAAUUAAAUCAAAAUAAAGGAAGAUUAAAUCUAAUCAAGGAGACAUUUUUAAAGAUAGAGAGUAAAUAUAAAUUAUAGUUUUAGUGAAAAAUUAAAAUAAUUGAAUGAAAAGUUUUUGAAGGUCGAGUAAUUUAACAGAAUGAAAAAAGUAAUUCAAUUAAUCAAUUUAGGAAGAAUAAGAUAAUAAAAUCUUAUUAAAAUAAGAAUUAAGAAAACUGAAAGAAUAGGACAAACAGGACAUUUUAGAAAGACAAAAAAGACAGAACGAAUACAGAAUGUUAGAAAUCACAGAAAAAUACAGAUAAGUUGAUGAAAAAAACUAAUUAAAACAAUAUUAAAAUGUAACAUAUAAAUUUAUUAAAUUGUAGACUCUCUUAUAAUAGACAUCGAUGCACAUUAGUAAGUAAGAAAUAUUAGAAAGAAAUAGAAUAUAUUCUCAUUUAUAGUAAAUGAGUGAUAAUCUCUUCAAUAAAAAAGUUAGAAAGCGAAAGUAAUCAAUCAAAUGAUUAAAUUAGUUUAAGCCAAUUAGAAAAAAAUAUUCUCACCAUUAAGCCUAAAGUUAAUAAUCAAAAAGAGGAUACAGAGUUCGAAGAUCAUACAAGAUUAUUAAUAACCAUGCUUCAAACAUCAGAUCCAGAAGAAACAAUAAAAAAUAAAUUAAGUAGAAGACAUAAUUGA